AUGGGUAUUUCUAGAGAUUCACGUCACAAAAGAUCAGCCACAGGUGCUAAAAGAGCCCAAUUCAGAAAAAAGAGAAAGUUUGAAUUGGGUAGACAAUCGGCUAACACCAAGAUUGGACCAAAAAGAAUCCACACUGUCAGAACUAGAGGUGGCAAUGAAAAAUUCAGAGCUUUGAGAGUUGAAACCGGUAACUUUUCAUGGGCUUCUGAAGGUGUUGCUAAAAAGACCAGAAUUGCAAAUGUUGUUUACCAUCCAUCGAAUAACGAGUUGGUUAGAACCAACACUUUAACUAAAUCAGCUGUUGUCCAGAUUGAUGCCACACCAUUCAGACAAUGGUACGAAAACCAUUACGGAGCUACUUUAGGUAAGAAGAAGAACCAACCAGCUGCUUCUGAAACUGAAGAAGUUAAAAGAUCAAGAAAAUUGGAAAGAAAGUUAGCCGGAAGAUCAGGUGCUGCUGCUAUAGAACAAGCUGUUGACUCUCAAUUCGGUGCUGGUAGAUUAUAUGCUAUCAUUUCAUCAAGACCAGGUCAAUCUGGUAGAUGUGAUGGAUACAUUUUAGAAGGUGAAGAAUUGGCCUUCUACUUGAGAAGAUUAACCGCUAAGAAAUAA
Messenger RNA from Lodderomyces oxycetoniae, 612 nucleotides. RefSeq names its product 40S ribosomal protein eS8 (gene RPS8A). The transcript has a single exon. Gene Ontology annotation, molecular function: structural constituent of ribosome. The record is from RefSeq and is a predicted model, not a curated record. Bases 1 to 612 code for a protein of 203 amino acids. Gene Ontology annotation, cellular component: cytosolic small ribosomal subunit; ribosome. Gene Ontology annotation, biological process: translation; maturation of SSU-rRNA from tricistronic rRNA transcript (SSU-rRNA, 5.8S rRNA, LSU-rRNA). NCBI's taxonomy places the organism in Eukaryota, Fungi, Ascomycota, Pichiomycetes, Serinales, Debaryomycetaceae.